CUCCACCGCACUCUCAUUCCGCGCAUCUUCACUUCCCUUAUUUUAGCCCCCAAAUAAUCCUCACAUAUUUUCGGGAUUACUUUCUCCUAACUCGUCCCUCUCUACAUCUAUCUUUGCGCAACUAUGGCUUGUGUUGCCUUCCUCUCGUCUUUGCUGCCCAAGCUAUCGCCGGAGUCGAAGGUUUUGAGAGAUACGGAGUCUUCCGACUUUCAAUCCUCCAUGAGACGCUGGUCAAACCACAAGCUAAAGGUACCGUUUGCUAUUGUCCAACCCGCGAACGAGAAUGACAUCGUGCAUACUGUACGGGAGGCUAUAUCGGCUUCUGUCCCUUUCGUUACGGCCUCAGGUGGGCAUAGUCAAUGGUCAUCUAUUGACCAGAACGGAAUCAUCAUCGAUCUAAGCCGAUACAAGGGUGUUUCUGUUGAUGCAGACAACAAUCUCGCCACGGUCAGAGGCGGUACUCGGAUGAAGGAAUUUCAGAUUGCGCUACACCCUCACAAGCAAUUCGCGGCUGUUGCAAAUGGUAACACUGUCGGCGUAAUUCCCUACUACCUCGGCGGUGGUAUUAGCACUUACACCCCGUUCAUCGGUUACGGUAGUGAAAAUAUUGUCGCUGCCAAACUCAUAAACUCCAACGGUGAGCUAGUAGAAGUCUCAGAAAGACAAGAUCCAGAGCUUCUCUGGGGAGUCUGCGGUGCCGGCCAAUUUUUUGGCUUGGUCACGGAGCUCACUAUCAGGACCAAGCCGUACUCGUUACUUGGGAACGAAGACGGACAACGCAUGUGUGGAACGUAUAUUUUCCCUAUGCAGAGCUUCGACCUUGUCUGCGUCGCUUUGGAGACUAUUAUGAAUAGCACAGAAUAUAUAUCAUCGGGUCAUAUCAUGAUCGUCCAGGCGCCUGCAGACUUAAAGCAGCAAGUGCUGUUGGUUGCACCUCAAGCCUUUUGCUCAGCCACCGAAGCUGCCAAACUCUUCCAACCACUAGUCGACCUCAGUCCGGUCCAGCAGAUGUUAUUUCCGUCUACAUUUGACAAGCACAGCGACCACCUGGACUGGGUCUGCGCCGAAGGCGAUUUCAAACGAUUCAGCCAGGUGGGUCUAACUGGCUGGAGUACUGGGAACUUUAAGCGUCUUGCAGAGCUUCAUUCCGAGCUUGUUGAGAACUGCACAGACGCAGCGCGCUCAGGAUACACGGUUGAAUGGCAUAGUCCAUGCCGGGCUAAGAGAGAGCUGAAAUGUUCAUUCGGCAACGAGAACGUAGAGUACUGGCUUAACGUUCUGAGCUGGUAUACAGAUGCCGCCAACCACAAGUUCGUAGAUAUGAUGGAACACAAGGCGGAAGCUGUCAUGCGUGAGGGUACUGAAGAGGAAGCGUUCGUCUCCUAUACCAAUACAAACCGUGAAGAUCCUAUAGAGUACCGCUACAAAGGUACCAGCACCGUAAGUAGACUUGAGUCAUUGAAGAAGCGCGUUGAUCCUACCGGCAUCUUCACAGGGGAGCUCUUGUAAGUACCUAGAUAGCAAGUAAACAAUGCUUAGGCUUCUCCUAGGGUUUGAAUGUGCAGAUAUGCUUAACUGCAUGUAUUUAUCUACC
Daldinia decipiens is the source of this 1594-nucleotide messenger RNA. RefSeq names its product FAD-binding domain-containing protein. The transcript is spliced from 3 exons. Gene Ontology annotation, molecular function: FAD binding. NCBI's taxonomy places the organism in Eukaryota, Fungi, Ascomycota, Sordariomycetes, Xylariales, Hypoxylaceae. The record is from RefSeq and is a predicted model, not a curated record. The coding region runs from base 124 to 1509 and encodes 461 amino acids.